Messenger RNA from Vitrella brassicaformis, 1298 nucleotides. NCBI's taxonomy places the organism in Eukaryota, Vitrellaceae. The record is from the annotation of a GenBank genome assembly.
UCAUUUGGCGCCCUUGGCCUUCUUCACGAUGGCCUCCAGCCAGUCGAGUGGCUUGCCUUCCUUGUCUUUGUUCUUGGCGUACUUCUGUGUCUUUGCAAAGGGCUCCAGAUACGCACUCGGUGCGCCGGACGGCGUGUCGUACGCUGGCACAGCACUCAACAGAGAGACAGACUGCAGGGACUGAACGAGCCAUUGCGUAUGAGUGCCGUACCGCUGCUGCAGGGGCUCCAAGGGCUACCGAUCACCUUGAUUCCCUUAUUCUGCACGUCCUCCGACAAAACACGGGCCUGGUGACAUAGAAAAGGAGACAUGGCGGGUAUUGGUCCUCGUGUGUCACUCGAGCACUGUCUUCUAUUAAGCUACCUGCUCUGCGAUGGCUUCUGCAUCGGCGGCCUCGUACUCCGUGCUACUGGCCUUGCUCAUCGCCCUAGUUACGUGUCCCUCACGCGCCGGCGCCUCACUGGCCGCGACACCCCUCUUUUUGUGCGCAUCGAUGGGGGGUAGCUUCACGUCCCGCGCCCUGCAGACAGAAGACGGACAGAAGAGACAGCACUGGAGACAACUGCCGUCGGGUUCCUUUCUCGCCUGUCCGACAACAGUUUCUCCUUCUUCGUCUUGGCGAGCGUCCUCUGCAAUUCGGUGACCAGGGUGUUGGAGAACCUGACGCAUCAACGCAUGGGACAGAGUGAGUGCAUCGAGACGCGGAACGGAAGGGGGAGAUGGAAAUUCUCAUGUACCUGUAGGUGGCGUCGAGAGGGCCCGUGUGGAGCGGGUCCUUCAACGUCAUCUUCUGCGCACUGAUGCAAUACACACCAAAAAAGACAAAGACAUUCCCAGUGUGGUCCUCCCUCCAGGCGGUUCGCUUACUCUCUAAGUUGUAUGAUAAUGGCGUCCUUCUCCCGUAUCUCGGCCUUCAGUCGCUCCAUCUCCGUAUCCUUUUCCUUGAGUUGUGUCUCGAACCGCUCCUGGAUUUGGCGCUUGGAAUUCUCAAAGGCAUUACUCCAGACGUAGGCGGCCUGCUUCGCAUCGCUGUAACGGUCGCUGCACCAACACGUUCAAUGAGUCCAGAAUGAGUCAAUGUGUCAGUUGAAUUCAUUCAGAAUUGGUCAUUGCAUGCUCGUCUCACUCACUCAUUGAGUCGCUUUAUUUCAGCCUCGAGCUCCUUGACUUUCUUGCAAAGGUCCUUGUUCCCAGUGUCACUGCCAGCCCGAGGGACUUUCUCAGAGCAUGCUGCCGUGGCGCUGCCAGGCAUGACUGAAAUGAACAACGGAGAAAGGGGGCACGCGGCGGCCACGCAG